Trachemys scripta elegans is the source of this 3754-nucleotide messenger RNA. It is a transcript of the gene FOXK2, whose product is annotated as forkhead box K2. Gene Ontology annotation, molecular function: RNA polymerase II cis-regulatory region sequence-specific DNA binding; DNA-binding transcription factor activity, RNA polymerase II-specific; protein binding. The coding region runs from base 72 to 1991 and encodes 639 amino acids. The transcript is spliced from 9 exons. Gene Ontology annotation, biological process: regulation of transcription by RNA polymerase II. The record is from RefSeq and is a predicted model, not a curated record. Lineage: Eukaryota; Metazoa; Chordata; Testudines; Emydidae.
CUGGCGGCGGCUGCGGCGCCGGUGCGGGCGGAGGGGCGCAGGGAGGGCGGCCCGUUCGCUCGCUCGCUAAGAUGGCGGCGGCGGCGGCGGCCGUGGCCCGGCUGGAGGGCCGCGAGUUCGAGUACCUGAUGAAGAAGCGCUCGGUGACCAUCGGCCGCAACUCGUCGCAGGGCUCGGUGGACGUGAGCAUGGGCCACUCCAGCUUCAUCUCCCGGCGCCACCUGGAGAUCUUCACCGCUGCCCCCCCGCCGCCACCGGCCGGGGCGGACGGGCCGCCGCUGCCUCAGGGGGACGCCACCGCCACCGGUGGCGGGGCGGGAGGAGGCGGCGGAGGGGACUUCUACCUGCGCUGUCUCGGCAAGAACGGGGUCUUCGUGGACGGCGUGUUCCAGAGGCGGGGGGCGCCCCCGCUGCAGCUGCCCCGAGUAUGUACUUUCAGGUUUCCGAGCACAAACAUCAAGAUAACAUUCACAGCUCUGUCCAAUGAAAAGAGAGAAAAACAGGAGUCCCCAGAGUCUCCAGUGAAACCUGUGCAACCCCAGAUCUCUCCCUUAACAAUAAACAUUCCAGACAACAUGGCGCACCUGAUCAGCCCUCUCCCGUCUCCCACAGGAACUAUCAGUGCUGCAAAUUCCUGCCCAUCUAGCCCGCGUGGUGCAGGCUCUUCAGGGUACAAAAUGAGUCGUGUAAUACCAUCUGACCUACAUUUAAUGGCUGACAAUUCACAGUCAGAAAAUGACAAGGAAGCAUCGGGUGGUGAUAGCCCAAAGGAUGACUCAAAACCACCUUAUUCCUAUGCACAACUAAUAGUACAAGCAAUUACAAUGGCACCUGAUAAGCAGCUUACACUAAAUGGAAUUUAUACGCACAUAACUAAAAACUAUCCAUACUACAGAACAGCAGACAAGGGCUGGCAGAAUUCAAUACGCCACAAUCUCUCUCUGAAUCGUUAUUUCAUCAAAGUACCACGUUCCCAGGAAGAACCAGGCAAAGGCUCAUUCUGGAGGAUAGACCCUGCCUCUGAAAGCAAAUUAAUAGAGCAGGCUUUUAGGAAAAGGCGGCCUAGGGGAGUACCUUGCUUUAGAACCCCUCUGGGACCACUCUCUUCUAGAAGUGCCCCAGCUUCUCCUAAUCAUUCUGGAGUGUUAUCUGCCCACUCCAGUGGCGUACAGACCCCAGAGAGUUUGUCAAGGGAAGGAUCUCCAGUCCCAAUGGAACCUGAGCCUAGUGCUAUCCAGCCAAAAUUAGCAGUAAUACAAGAAGCACGAUUUGCACAGAGUGCCCCAGGAUCACCUCUAUCUAGCCAACCUGUUUUAAUUACUGUACAACGGCAGCUACCACAAACUAUUAAACCCGUCACCUACACUGUUGCAACUCCUGUGACAACAUCAACAUCCCAGCAGCCUGUAGUUCAGACAGUUCAUGUUGUUCAUCAGAUACCAGCUGUGUCAGUCACAAAUGUGACUGGAUUAGCACCAGCAAACACUUACACGGUAGCUGGACAGGCAGUGGUUACACAAGCUGCAAUGGUAACCCAGCCCAAGGUAGAACCUCAAGAGAAUGGAGAUCACAAGGAAGUAAAAGUUAAAGUGGAACCUAUACCUGCUAUUAGCCAUGCUACAAUAGGAGCUGCUAGUCGUAUCAUUCAGACAUCUCAGACCACGCCCUUACAGACAGUUACUAUAGUGCAACAGGCACCUCUAGGUCAACACCAGCUACCAAUAAAAACUGUAACGCAGAAUGGAACGCACAUAGUACCUAUCACCACAGCGAUACAAGGACAGGGCAACACUGCUGCUGCAAGUCCUUUGCAUAUGUUAGCAACCCAUGCAUCCGCAUCAGCAUCUCUUCCAACAAAACGCCAGAAUGGAGACCAGUCAGAACAACAAGAACUUAAACGUAUCAAAACAGAGGAUGGAGAAAGCAUAGUGUUAGCUGUUAAUGUGGACACCCCAUCUGUUGCAGUGAGCGAUCAAGGCAGCCAGAACUAGAAACUUAGUGGAGUUUUCUUUUUCUUUUUUUUUUUUCUUUUUUUGAAAAAAAAAAAAUCAACUCCAUGGUGCCAAAAGGAGACACUUAAAUAUAACACCUAAAACAUUGGAACAUGUUCUCACGCAGUGGGGAAAGGGGCCCUGUGAUCAGACUUCAACUUUCAGCACUGAAAAAACAACACAGGUGGCCUUAAAACUCAGUAAUUUAAAAAAAAUCAAACUGCAAAACAUCUUGUUCCAGAGGCUGUGACCCUGCUCCUCCCCACCCCCUACUGAAACUAACUCUGUGUACACUGAGGAGAAAUCCAGUGUUGGGGAGGUCUGCAGCUUUAUAAAAUCUUUAUUGGAUUAUUUUAAGGACUGAGUAUCUCAGUGUAACGGCAGCAUGAUAAGCGCUUAGUGUGAACUGGUUUCAAACGAUUGUAUAUUCCUUAAAGGGAACAGAGGCAAGGAGCCAUUUCCUACAUCUUGGCAGCUAGCCUUUCAUAAUGACCUACCCAAUGCAGUUGUUGGUAGAUAUGCAGUAUUUUGUUGUUCACAUGUGGAAUUAGAAAUUUUUGAGGUGUAUUUUCAUUUCUUUGCAAAAUAAUGGGGUCUUUGACAUUUCAAAUCACUCCAUUUCUACUCUGGAAACUUUGGAAUCACACAAUACUUUUCAUGUGAAAUUUUGUUUCGUAAAAAACUGAAUGUAGGGUUUUUUUUAACCAAUGGAAUGAUUUACUUUUGUCUGUCCUGUUAAAGUUCAGAUAAAGCUACUUUAUUACAUCUGCAAAUUUUCAUAUUUUAGCAGUUGCCUGAUAAAUUUAAUCAAAUUUUAUUACCAUGUGUAGUGAUCAAAUGCUUCUUCGGGCUUGCAUGUAACUGAUUAGAAAUUACAAUGUAAAUGAGCCGUUAACUGACGUAAAGAACUGCUAUGAAUUUGACCAGAGCUGCACUUACCUGUUUCUCUUUAUUGCUACCUUUUGCUGUUUGUUACUUUGUGUUGACUUUGACUGUCCCUGGCAUAUUUUUCCAGUCUAAAGUAAAACAAGAGUCUCGCUUAAUAUUGUGUAUGUUUAAGAUAACAGACUGUUCUUCAUUUAGAAAAGAUAAAAUUCUUUAUCACAAGUCCUUUUAAAAAGAGAGUAAAAAUUAUCUUGUCAGAGGUAUAUUCAGUAUUUUUAAGCUUAAACACCCAUCUGUAGAAAUUAAUCUGACCAGUUUAUCCAUAAAACUUUUGAUGUCAUACACUGACCCUCUGGGGUCUCCAUUAAGAGUAGCUGUUGUGGUUUUCUAACAGUGGCUACCAUAUUAUUAUAAUAAAAGUUUUUUUUUUUUAAAGUGUGUGUUCUGCAGUUGAACAGUUUAAAAUGUAUUGGUAAUUAUUCACUUUAAUUGUGGUAAUAGAUUCCACCUUACAUUUCCAAAUUAAACUAAAAGUUUAGGCUGCUGUUCAGUCUUUAAUUCACAUAAUGUCUUGUUCCUUCAUACGGUGAGGUGAGUGAAGGCUGGAGAGUGGGCUUAAACUUUGAAUUCCAGUUUGUUACUCUCUGUUGUUAUCAUGCAAUUAUUUAUAUAAGUAUUUGUUUUCCAUUUCAAAAAAGAAAAAUCUGUAUUUUCAUGAUGGACUGAAACGGCUUAUAUUUAGGCAGCUUUAGGAAACUCUAUUUACCUGAAGACCAAAUUGAGAAAUCUGUACUGAGUAUCAUGUUAAUCCACAAAAUGGAGCUGUUACAAUGUUAAUGCAGAUAAUACAUAUUAAAAAUUAUGAAAAAUACUGUACA